Molecule: messenger RNA, 1773 nt
Organism: Fonsecaea pedrosoi CBS 271.37
Lineage: Eukaryota; Fungi; Ascomycota; Eurotiomycetes; Chaetothyriales; Herpotrichiellaceae
Exons: 1
Coding region: 1-1773 (590 amino acids)
Source: RefSeq, a predicted model, not a curated record
AUGCCCGUCACAUCGCUUUCAGAUCGAAAGAUGACGGUCAACUACGCUAUCGACUUACUUAGAGCCCAUCAAAUCCGUCGAGAAAAUGUGUUCCUACAUGAGCAGCUCCAGACGUGUGUCACAGAGGUUACAAUGUUGCGUGAAGAGAUACGAGAUUCGACCCAACGGCAGACUGCCAUCGAAAACAAGGUCAAAUCCAUCAAGGUGCCCAUUGACGACCACGCUACAAAAGCCUCUGCCAUUCUCGAGAAGCAGGAAACUCGGCUCAAUGACCAGGCUCGUGAGAUACGGGCAGUGCGACAGUCGUGCAGAGCGUUGCAAACCGAGACUUCAAAUAUCAAGGCGUCGUAUCACGACGCACAAACGGCCCAGCAGACACAAAUAGCAAUUGUCGAGAAGCAAACGGUAACCCUCGAGAAUCUGCAAAGAGCUCUUGAUGACAAGGCAGAUACCGCACUCGUCAAAGUUUUGGAAAGUCGCGUGAACAGAGUCUGGAGUGAUCAAAAUGCUGGCAUUGUUGUAACAGACUCGGUCAGCCACGUUUCAGAGACUGCAGAGCGUAUGAGCCCUGUUUAUGAGCUAGGUACAUGUCGCUCACAAGAAACUGCUGACCUCUUCGCAGAUGAAUCGGUUCAGGUUCGGGAUUCCCUCCCUGACCGUUCUGAACCUCAGCAGGCUCGAGAGAUGACACUCCCAAACGAUCUCGACCUCGACGCUAAUGCUCACACGAUCAGCUAUGCUGGUUAUGAGUGCCGCGCAGCGGAGCCGUCCCUCAGAAUGUUGUCACCACUCCCCAUAGAGGCGUCGCGGCUCGCCGAGAUCAAGACCCUCCGGCAGAGAAGAUUUGACGGCUGGGACCAUUACUACAACCAAGGUCAGGAACUCGUCCAAGCCCUGCCGCAGGACUUUGAAGAGACAAUCAUACACCAUUUUGUGGAGGGACUCUAUCAGAACACCCAUAGAAAACAGUGUCAGCAGUGGCUCGACUCGAGUGGAUGGACUUGGGCCAACGUUACCGCCUUUGGAAAUCUAUGCUCACAACUUCUUGCCAACGACACAUCGGUGGAAACUUCGCGUCCGAGACAGACAGACGCAGGGCUUGCUGCAGUCGGUAAGUCAGGACAGCGUGUCGAUGGCGUCGGCAAGGAGGCGAGAAACGGCAAAGUACCACGAGACACUGUUGAUGCACCGCUGCGGCGAAGCCAACGCGUGGCCGAGAAACAAAACCUCCAAACGCAGACGGAAAAACGGCACGAAGUCGAAUCGAACAGAGGUCCGCCGGCUCACAGGACAAGACAGGACAUCACUCAGGGAUCGAGGCUCAAGACCAAUCCUGGCAAGGUUCCCGAUGAGGCGCAGAGACAACAGCAGGCUGUCGACGCCACGGAACCGCGAGCGCCACCUCGGAAAUCUGCAAAGGUGACUGCAAACCUCCAGGAGACAGGCCCCGCAAAAACCACGACCGUCUCAGCAAAGCGUCGUGAAAGCCACAAGAGGAGAGCCGUCGUCAACGAAAUUGAUCACCCAGCAAAGCGACCGAAGCCUCGCCCGACAGCGCCUCCAAAUCAUCACAUCUCCCCCAAACUUGUGUCAUUUCGCGAACAAAAUGCAGAUUCAAUGGAAGAAAGCAGCAAUGACGAGGGGUUUCUGCACAAUGACCCCAAGCCUUCAGUUCCCACGAGAGUACGUCAACGGGCAGGGCACAGAAAGAGAGGGCUACCUCUGCCACCGCCACCAGAGAUCCCUAUUCUACCUACCACAGACGAAGAGUAG